Scheffersomyces amazonensis is the source of this 1250-nucleotide messenger RNA. RefSeq lists its product as uncharacterized. The transcript has a single exon. Gene Ontology annotation, biological process: phospholipid transport. Gene Ontology annotation, molecular function: phosphatidic acid transfer activity. Bases 260 to 937 code for a protein of 225 amino acids. The record is from RefSeq and is a predicted model, not a curated record. Gene Ontology annotation, cellular component: mitochondrial intermembrane space. Lineage: Eukaryota; Fungi; Ascomycota; Pichiomycetes; Serinales; Debaryomycetaceae.
ACGAGGAUUAAUUAUCCGAAUUUUUAUUAAUAGACUGUCUAAGUUUUGUAUAUUUAUUAUUAUAUACAUAAAGGCAUAUAAGUUGAUCUAUUAUUAUCCUUAUAUCAUAAUUAAACGAUAGAUCAUUGAGAAGUGAGAAAAAACUUCAGGAGUGUAAAAAUCCAAAUCCAAAUCCCGAAUUAUCCCAUAAGCAUAUUAAAUUAUAGUUUAUAAAUUUAUAGAUCGAGUACGAUUAUCAUCAUAUAUACACACAAAGUCAAUGAAACUUUUUGAAACCAAACAUUAUUUCAAUUAUCCUUGGGAUCAAGUGACGGCAGCCAAUUGGCAAAAAUAUCCUAAUGAAUUAUCAACUCAUGUUGUUUCUGUGGAUAUACUUGCUAGAGAAAUUGAUGUUGAAAAUAAAACUUUAAGAACUGAAAGACUUAUUGGAUGUAAACAAGCUAUACCUAAUUGGUUAUCAUUUAUUGUUGGAGGUCAGAAAUUAAGUUAUGUUCGUGAAGUUAGUGAAGUUGAUUUAGUUAAUAAUACUUUGGUUAUGAAGUCUCAUAAUUUAACUAUGAAUCAUAUUUUAUUAGUUAAUGAAACUGUUAUUUAUAGACCUGAUCCAGAAUUGAAAACAAGAACUUUAUUUCAACAAAGUGCUGAAAUUACCGCUUAUGCUACCAUUAGUAGAAUUUGUGAUAAAUUAGAAGAGUGGUCGGUUGAACGUUUUGGUCAAAACGCCAAAACAGGAAAAUUAGCCUUUGAAGGUGUUUUAGAUACUUUAUCAAGAAAAUGGGAAGAAAGUGGAGUUUUCGUAUCUGAUGUCUUAAAAGACAUUAACAACGAAGUUAGUGAGAAGACUAAUGAUGUCGUUAAUGAAGUCAGUAAGUUGGGUAUCUUUAAAUUUAAUAAGAAUGUUACUCAAUCUCCAGUUCAACAAACUGAAGUCAAUUAAUUGGCUUAACUAUUUUAUUUUAUUUUAUUCCAUUCAUUCAUCCAUUCAUUUCAACUUUUAUUUCCGUUGUAUAUUAACAUUAAUUCAUUCAUUCAUUUAUUUAUUUAUUCAUUAAUUUAUUUAUUUAUUUAUUUCAUUUCAUAUUUGCAUCCAUAUCUUUAUGAUAUCCUGAAAAAUCUUUAUUUCAAAAGUUAUACAUUUUAUUUUUAUGCCUGUAAUUAGAGAGGUUUAGUUCUUGUAAAUAGUCCUACAUAGCUCAUUCAUUCAUUAAUCUACUUCUUAACUAAUAUUAUGAUUUGAUCUUUUACUUUCG